AUGGAUGAGAUACCAGCCAAUCGGGCAGAUCCGCUGGUCGAACGGGUGUACAGUACAACAUAUGUUGUACACAGUAGUUUUGCGGGGCUGGAGAUCGGGCUGUUGCGAUGCCGUCGCGAUGCUGAAAGGGUGGAUGUCAGAUUAGAUGUUCCUUCGGCCGAGCAAAUGGCUAAUGUUCUCGUGAGUGGCGUCAUCCAGUACUACAACAAAACGAUCAAACCAUUGGCGGGUCCCGAAGCCAAAAUGGUCCUAUUUACCAAUGAUGGCAGGGAUAAUGGGAGGUCCUUCCAGGCUGGAACAUAUCGGAUGUGCUGA
Molecule: messenger RNA, 315 nt
Organism: Penicillium samsonianum
Lineage: Eukaryota; Fungi; Ascomycota; Eurotiomycetes; Eurotiales; Aspergillaceae
Exons: 2
Coding region: 1-315 (104 amino acids)
Source: RefSeq, a predicted model, not a curated record